CCGCUAUAAUGCCUCUAUUGGCACUGCUGGUAGACGUGGAACAUGAAGCUUUCUAUGGCUGUGUUUACGCUAUCGCUCAACUUGGAGUGUGUUUGGCCUACUCUGUUGGUCCGUCAGUCGCUGGACUUGCAGUAAAAGCGGUAGGAUUUGACUGGCUCAUGAGAAGUAUGGCAAUAGCUAUCGUGUUGUACUGCCCCCUGUGUGUUCUACUCCGCAAGGCACCGGGUCAGGAAGAGGAAGAUAUACUCUUGCCCAAGAGAGGUGAGAGUUCGCCUUACACAGAGGACAAAGAAAGAAACGACGAAGGAAACUUUUCUUAUGGCAGACUGUGCGAGGAUGACGACUGAGCGGUGGCUGCUUGUGUUUGAUCUCUUCACAGACUCAUCUCAUCAUCUUGUUUCAGCUUUGAGCAGUUCUUUUUUUCAUUUAGCUCAUUGGAAAUACGUUAUGUUUCAAAACGUUUCUGCAAUACUUUUCUUACAGUUAGUAGUUAAUGUGUACAAAAAUUGUGUCUUUUGUUGAUUAAUAUUUAAAUUGUGUGGCACCUGCCUACCUCUUAAACGCUCUUCGAAAGUAUGUGGCAGUAAAAAGUCUUUGAUCAUUCGGUAAUGAAAUAAUUUUAUUCAAACCAUUAAUGAACUGCAAAUGUUAUGGACACAGCUCCUUUUCGUAUUUAUAGUCUUCUGAUAGGAAUGACUUACAUAGAUUUAUAAGAGCCUAGAGGUUCAUAGCCGUAUUUAGUAUUUAUAAAUCCGUUGAGGCAUAUUUUUCGUUUAAUGAUCAAUGUAAUUUGUAACAUUAUAAACUCUGGAGAGAGAGAGAGAGAGAGAGAGAGAGAGAGAG
Messenger RNA from Aplysia californica (California sea hare), 843 nucleotides. RefSeq names its product synaptic vesicular amine transporter-like. Gene Ontology annotation, biological process: aminergic neurotransmitter loading into synaptic vesicle. Gene Ontology annotation, molecular function: serotonin:sodium:chloride symporter activity. The record is from RefSeq and is a predicted model, not a curated record. Gene Ontology annotation, cellular component: terminal bouton; synaptic vesicle membrane. The transcript is spliced from 4 exons. NCBI's taxonomy places the organism in Eukaryota, Metazoa, Mollusca, Gastropoda, Aplysiida, Aplysiidae. The coding region runs from base 9 to 347 and encodes 112 amino acids.